Messenger RNA from Xenopus tropicalis (tropical clawed frog), 1468 nucleotides. It is a transcript of the gene nsun4, whose product is annotated as NOP2/Sun RNA methyltransferase 4. Lineage: Eukaryota; Metazoa; Chordata; Amphibia; Anura; Pipidae. Gene Ontology annotation, cellular component: mitochondrion. Gene Ontology annotation, molecular function: RNA methyltransferase activity; methyltransferase activity; mRNA (cytidine-5-)-methyltransferase activity. Gene Ontology annotation, biological process: RNA processing. The transcript has 6 exons. Bases 21 to 1241 code for a protein of 406 amino acids. The record is from RefSeq and is marked provisional.
CUUUUUUGGUGCACAGCAACAUGGCAGCCUGCAGGGGAUUUUUAUUGAGGAGGAUCAAUGACUCGUGUCUGACCUUUCGUAGACAUAAAUUCAAGAAAAAAUGGGCAACAACCCUUCCAAAAAUUCCAUGUUCAAGGCUUGCUUUGCAAUAUUUCGACAUGAAUUACAGCAUGCAGUUUGGAGAUCUAUGGCCUUCAAUUCGUAUUAGUCUUCUCACAGAACAAAAGUAUGGGGCUCUUGUCAAUAAUUUCUCACAUAAGGAGACCGUAUUGAAAAAUCUCAGUGCUUUUAAUGCAAAAGACUUUAUCUCUGAGGCUCAACAUGUGAUAUCAUUAUUGCAAAUACAAAACAAUUUGGACACCUCAGAAAAAAUGACAUCAGGUGAAGCAUCUCUGAAUCUGGUUGGACAGAAAAAUAAUGCAGAGAAAACUCAAGCAACAAACCUGCUUUCAUCUCUUUCUAAUACAAAACUCACAUGUUUCAAAUUUUCCAGGGGUGAUAUAAGUCGUUUUCCUCAAUCAAGGUCAGACAGCUUUGGACUCCUGGAGUAUUACUUAAUGGAUGCCGCCUCACUAUUGCCUGUUUUGGCUCUUGAUGUACAGCAUGGUCAUAGUGUUCUUGAUCUUUGUGCAGCGCCUGGAGGAAAGACUUUGGCGCUUUUACAAACUGAAAAUUGCCAAUAUCUUGCUGCCAAUGACUUGUCUACUUCCCGAAGUAGCCGUCUCCACAGAGUUUUGCGUAGUUAUGUUCCUAGAGCCCAGCGUACAGAGCAUAAAGUGUGCAUCACGUCGCAGGAUGGAAGGCUGUGGGGAGAUGCGGAGGCUAACACAUAUGACAGGGUCUUAGUGGAUGUCCCUUGUACCACUGACCGCCAUUCCCUUUUAGAAGAAGAAAACAACAUCUUCCAUCGUAUAAGGACUAAGCAGCGCCAGAUGUUGCCAUUGUUACAAGCAGAACUGCUUGUGGCUGGGCUACGUGCUGUGAGGCCGGGUGGAGAAGUGGUGUACUCCACCUGUUCUUUGUCACAGUUGCAGAAUGAAUGUGUUGUGGAGAGGGCAGUUGAGCUUGCAGCUUCUGAUCAUGGAGUCCAUGUUAAACCCCAGGACCUUAGCUGCUUCAGGGAAGUUUUCAAGAACACUUUUAACUUUUUUCAAGGGUGCCGUGUAGGAGAAUUAGUCCUUCCUCAUCUCACAGCAAAUUUUGGACCCAUGUUCUUCUGUAAACUUUUAAGAAUUGAAUAAAAACUAAAAAGAUUACUGAAUUGAAGAUAUGUUUAUACCUUAAUUCACCUCUGUAAGUGUUCUCAACUCAACGUUGCAAAUCAUGGAAUACAGAUAUAGUGGUAUGAACAGUGGCGCAUAGGAUGUUCUUGGAAAUUUGUUUUUUUUUUUUUUUUUAAUAUGUUUACAUAUUCUGGCAGUUAUGAGGACAACUCAAUUUCUAUUUUAAUAAAAAAAAAUGUUAGAAA